AUGCACUCACUUUACUUCUGGAUGCCGAUGAGGGAAGCCCCUAGAAUCCAGCUCCGAUACCAAAGCUUGGAAAAUUUUUGUUAUAGAUGUGGAAUAAUUGGCCAUGAAAAAUCCAAUUGCAUCUUUGAAUCACCAAUAGACAAGCACACCAAAUACAAUCAGCAACUGCGAGCAUCUCCAUGGAAAACUGGGAAUAUUCAUCACACAACGAAGGUACAUCUUUCGCCGAAAAACUCAUCAGAAAAAGGAUUGUCACCACCAACCCUCAAUGAUCAUCUACGCUUAAAAUUGUCGAGGGUUAGCCCAUGCCUUGACAAUUCAUCACCUAAUGGCUGA
Ilex paraguariensis (yerba mate) is the source of this 336-nucleotide messenger RNA. The record is from the annotation of a GenBank genome assembly. NCBI's taxonomy places the organism in Eukaryota, Viridiplantae, Streptophyta, Magnoliopsida, Aquifoliales, Aquifoliaceae.